UCUUCCCUCUGCAAGACGACACAGAGACGCAAGCGUCUCGCGAUUCCCUCUCUGGCAACUGCUAUGAUCCUAUAGUUUCGAUUUCGACUUCGAAUUCGACAUGGCUUCAGUCGAUGUGACCAAAGUUUUUCUCGAUUCCAUUAGCCAAAUAUCAAAUCAUAUUGAAGAUUCCAUUCUUUACCUGGAUGUUGGAUGCACUGAAAGUUUCCAAUUUGUUGGAGCUUUUCCCUUGUUACUGGAACUUGGAGCACGAGCUGUUUGCAGCUUGGAGAACAUGACUUCUCUUGAUGCGGUGGUGGAUUGGAACUCAAGAUUGGAUCCCCCAACAAAAAUUUUGGUGAUCACAUCUCGUCUACUGAGUGAUGCACAUCGUUAUAUUUUGCGGUGCCUAAGAAGACAUCAAGGUGUUCGUUGUUGUACAAUAUUUACGUCUAUCUCUGAGGUAGCUCACUCUGCAUAUCCUGAUUCACCUUUGGGACCAGAUGCAUUCCGUGAGUAUGAAUUGUUGCUUCUUCAAGAUUAUGAGGAACUUGUUAAGAAAUCUGAGACAAAAUCUGGACACCCAGAAGAUAGCAACUUUCAGGAGAAUUUGACCUUCGAAGAUGAGGGAUGGUCACGGCUCACAUCCAGUGAAGAGGAUGCCCCUCGCCAUGAGACUUUUCCUAGUGGAGUGGUUCUGUAUGGAGAUAGUCCAAUAGUUCAUACAGAAGAUGUUGGGCAGAGAUUAGUCAUUUCUGUGCAUCACUUUCCUACAAUUUUAUGUCCUUUAUCACCUGGAGUCUUUGUCCUGCCUUCAGAAGGAUCUGUUGCUGAAGCAUUUUUAUCAGUUCAACAUGAGGAUUCACUUAGUCCUGGACUGCCUCCUAUGAGUACUGGAUUGCUUUCUGAUGGUGAUGAUGUUCCUCCUGGGGCUACUCUUACAGCACAUUUUCUUUACCAUCUAGCUGCCAAGAUGGACUUGAAAAUGGAAAUAUUUUCUUUUGGUGAUUUGUCAAAAGCUGUUGGGAAGAUUCUAACGGACAUGUCAAGCCUUUAUGAUGUAGGCCGACGAAAACGAUCAGCGGGGCUGUUACUUGUUGACCGCACACUUGAUAUCCUUACUCCAUGCUGUCAUGGGGACUCGCUUGUUGACCGUAUGUUUUCAUCUUUGCCUCGUAGGGAAAAAACGACCUCCUACUCCCAAACAAAAGGCGCACAAGCCCAACACAAACUUGUCUCAUGCGGCCUUCAACGUUCUCGUCUUGAUGUGCAGAUACCACUUGCUGAAAUACUAAGUGAAGAAGAUUCUAAAAUAAAUUAUUCUAGGCUUUUAGAAAGCAUUGAAGCUUUUCUGUGUGGUUGGGAUUCACAUAACUCUACUUCUCAAGUUGUAGACUUGAAAAAUCUCAGCACCAAAGUUCAUGAUGGAAAGUACCUUUGCUCUGAUAUUCCUCAGCUUACUGGGUCCUUUGUAUCAACCGAAAGCUUUCGUGGAACACCAUAUCUGGAAGCUAUUCUAGAUAGAAGAACAAAAGAUGGAGCUGUACUGGUAAAGAAGUUGCUGCAAGAAGCUCUUCUUCGGGAAAACAUCACAGUUAAUAUCAAAACUCGUCCUGGUAUUGCUACAAAAUCGGAAUUACAGUCCAUGAUCAAAGCGCUGGCAAAAGAUCAAUCAACUUUAUUAAGAAAUAAAGGAAUAAUUCAGCUAGCAGCUGCUGCACUGAUUGCCCUUGACGAACCAUAUUCUGCCAGAUGGGAUGCAUUUAUCAGUGCUGAGAAAAUAUUAAGUGUUAAUGCUGGGGACACUAGCCAGAGUCUCGCUUCUCAAAUCGGUGAUCUUGUCAACAAGAGUGCUUUGAUUGGAUCCCAUGUACAGAAGAAUGGAAAGAUGGACACCUUGCAAGGGCUACUUUGUUUUCAAGAUGCUUUGCUUCUUACAAUUGUGGGAUAUAUAUUAGCUGGUGAGAAUUUUUCAACAUCUGGUUCUGGGGGACCUUUUUCUUGGCAAGAGGAGCAUUUUCUGAAGGAAGCUAUUGUGGAUGCGAUUCUUGAAAACCCUUCCAUCGCUAAAUUGAAGUUUCUUAAUGGUCUAACCGAAGAGCUUGAAGCCAAUUUAGAAAGACAAAAAUCAGAGGAAGCCAAAGCUGCACUUCUGGAUCAAUUAGAUAUUGAUGAUUUUGAUGAUGACCAGUGGGGUAAGUGGGGGGAGGAAAAUGAUGAGGAUGAUAAAAGCAAAGAGAAAUAUAAUGACAUGCAGUUAAAGUUGGAGUUGCGUGACAGGGUGGAUAGUCUUUUCAAGUUCCUUCACAAGUUAUCUGCUUUGAAAAGGAAGAAUUUGCCACUGAGAGAAGGGUCAUUGACUUCAGAGAGUAACUUUAUUGCUGAUCCUUAUACAAGCAAAGGAUUUCUUUACAAGCUUCUUACAAGGGUAUUGGGCAAGUAUGAUGUACCUGGGUUGGAGUACCAUUCCUCUACCGUGGGGCGAUUUUUUAAGAGUGGAUUUGGAAGAUUUGGCCUUGGACAAACGAAGCCAACUCUUGCUGAUCAAAAUGUCAUUCUGGUUUUUGUAAUUGGUGGCAUCAAUGCUGUUGAGGUGCGGGAGGCUCGGGAGGCAUUAUCUGAAAGCGAAAGACCUGAUAUUGAAUUUCUUCUUGGAGGAACAACUCUUCUAACUCCUCAAGACAUGCUUGAUUUACUACUGGGGGAUUCUAGUUACAUUUGAUUCCUAUAUGACGAUUUCACUAAUUUAUUGCAAAAGGCUCAAGCUGAUUUUUGAUGUAGUCUCUAUGAAGCACCAAAUCAGGCUUAUGGAGAAGGGAAUGAUACCAGAGUCUCUUCCGAUGAAUGGCUUGCAAUAUUUGUGUUCAGUUUUGCCCUUGUUAAUUCCCCGAAAUCUGCAAUACCUUGUAUAAAUUAAUGAUAGGAAUCAAAAGCACAUAGAUUUUGUUGGAUUGUAUAUGAGGUUGAGGUUGAGGAUUGAAAGAUUGUGAUCAUUUAUAUGAAAUCAUUCUGAAGGGUUACUGCU
Tripterygium wilfordii is the source of this 3004-nucleotide messenger RNA. RefSeq names its product sec1 family domain-containing protein MIP3. Lineage: Eukaryota; Viridiplantae; Streptophyta; Magnoliopsida; Celastrales; Celastraceae. The record is from RefSeq and is a predicted model, not a curated record. Gene Ontology annotation, biological process: intracellular protein transport; vesicle-mediated transport. Bases 101 to 2701 code for a protein of 866 amino acids. The transcript is spliced from 7 exons.